GGAGGAAACACAUGAAACACUGAAAUGUGAGACUGAAGUGUGUUAAUCUCAGAUUCACGGGUGAUGUAAUGUCUCAUUCCCGUCAUUGCUCGUAGUUUUAAGCGGUGGGUCAGAGUCAGGCAGAGAAACGCACUCGAAGCUCUACACUAAACUGACUUCGUCUCCAGAGAGCGCGCGCUUGCAGACCCUCUGUCUGAUUCAGAAUGGAUGUGCUCGCGAGCGGACAGAAGAUGUUGGCGGGGAAGGGUGCAGCGUGUCUGACAUGUAAAGGGAUAUGCACUGGAUUCCAGCCACAUUCCUGGAGAAAAGCUUGCAUACAGUGCCGCUGCAGUCAGGAGGAGCAUGUGUCCAGCUCCGACACUGAGGAUGACCGCAAGGUGGGGAGACUGCUGGCAGAGUCCCGUUAUGCCCAUCUCACAACUAAGGUUAAGGGAGGAGAUGGCAUGAGGGUCUAUAAACGCAACCGCAUGAUCGUCACCAACCCAGUGAUCUCACGUAAAGACCCAACGUUCAACACCGUCACCUAUGAUUGGGCCCCACUAGGCCUCACCCAGAAACUGGCGAUGCAGUACAUGGAGCUUCUCCCUGAAGAAAGGCGACCUGUGGCUGGCACAGCAGGAUCGUUAUAUCGCCACAAGCAACUGAUAAAACAGCUACCUUCCUACGAUCACGACCCUGCAUACUGCCACAGCCUGUCUGAGGUGGAGUUGAAAGCUAUGGCUCAGUUUGUGAAAUCCUUUAAGGAGGAAUCCUUAGCAGUAGGAGAGGUUGCCCUGCCUGGAGAAAAAUGUACAGCAGUGAAGAAUGAAAAGGACUCCCAAGAACAGCCAGAUCCUGAGACUACCACAAAUGGAACAGCACAGUCUGCUCUCAGCAAUAAGAGUGAAUAUCGUUGCAGUGGCUGUGGACAGUUGGCAGCUAUGGACAGUCCUGUGGUGUACGCCGACAGGGCCGGAUACUCGAGACUGUGGCAUCCCAACUGCUUUGUGUGCUGCGAGUGUGGCGAGGCUCUUGUGGACCUGAUCUACUUUUGGAAGGAAGGAGCACUGCUGUGUGGACGCCAUUACUGCCAGAGCAUCAGACCUCGCUGCCUGGGCUGUGAUGAGCUGAUCUUCUCAGAAAUGUUCCUGCAGGAGGCCAGUGGUCAUGUGUGGCAUAAGGAACACUUCUGCUGCUGGCUGUGUGGGCAGAAUCUCAGAGUUCAAUGUGGUUGUGACAAGCGCCAAUCAAAAUAAUUCAGAAUAAACAGAAAAUACUCCACAAUAUGUUAAAAUGCCACUAUAUGUGUUUUAAACACAAUUUUCCACUAUUUUAACUAUUUUUAUUGGUGGGAUUUUUGAUUUGCAUAUAGAAACCCAUGCAAAGCCUGACUUAGCAUAUUAGCAUCCUCAAAAACAAAAAAUAUCAGUGUUUAUUGAUAGUCUAGGAAUUAUUAAAGGGGUCAUGAAUUGAGAAAUCAAAUUUUACCUAAUCUUUUGACACAUAAGACGUCAUUGUACUAAAAUGUAUAAAAACAGACUGUACUUUGCAGAACUCAAAACUUCCUUGUUAGUCCAAAAUCAACUUUUCUUGAAACAAAGCUGCCAAAACUAGUUUCCAAUUCUGAGUUUUAAUAGAGUCAACAACAAGACUGCCUGCACAGACACAGAUCAAUGUCUGAUUCCGCUAAUGCAUUAUAUGAACACGUUUACAUUGUAGUUUACAUUAAAGUGUCUUUAAUCAGUGGUCAAAUUAGAGGUUUUCUCAGGUCCCAAUAUCUGUACCUGAUCCAGUUUAACCCGAGACACUUCUCACCCAACAUGCAUAAAACAUUUUUUAGAAAAAGAAAAACCCAACCUGAGACAGACCCAAUAAAUACAGCUUCGGUCUGUUUUUGUUUCAAACCCAACUGGACCCAAAUGCACGUCAGUAACAAAUGAUGGCUUUUUCAUCUGGGUAUGGCACAAACCAAAAUCACAACAAAAAGAAACACUACAGCAGAUGUAGAUUUAUCUUACCUUAUUUGUAGAAAAUAUGUUCUCUGAUCCUUUUUUGUAACAAAAAACAGCUAUGUUUUUAAACCCAUGUUGCCAUAAACCAAAAUUAUGUAGCCUAUACUUUGUCAAAAAUCUGAAGGAAUAGAUGAACUUAGCAUAAGCUGUAUGUUGUACCUCAAAAAAGGAAAUUUACGUUAAUACUGAUAAGAAAAUCCCCACACUCAUUUGCUUAAAUGGCUUGGGUAUUUAUACAGUUUAUACGCCAUUUAUACAGAGUUUGGUAAUUUUACAAUAAAGAACAGAUGGACAGAAAACAUUUACAUGUAUUCAUUUAGCAGAUGUUUUUAUCCAAAGCGACUUACAAUUUGGGGAAUACAGAGAAAACAGAGAAAAAAGAAGCAUAAUAGCAUUUGUUUUAAAAAAUAAAACAUUGUUAGAUGCCUGAAAUGAAACAUUGGCAUAUUUUAAAAGAAUUUGGGUCCCACUUUAACCACUUUUAACUUCAUCAAAAAAUAAGUACAAUUUACUUCUUGUGUUCAUAUUGUAUUACAAAAGACUUCUGCUGCUAUUGAGGUGGGAUACGGGUAAGGUUAGGGACGGGUUUGGUGGUCUGGGUAGGUUUAAGGGUGGGUUAAGGUGUAAGGGAUUGUAAUUAUAAAUGUGAUUACAGAAAUUAAUUACAGAUGUAAUUACAUGCAGGUAUUUUUGAAAAUAUAAGUACAUUGUAAAAACAUCAAUGUACUGUACACAAUAAGUGAAUUGUACUAAAUGAGUCAUUUAAAUGUAAUACAUUACAUUUAUUUUAAAAGACUCAAGAAUCAAGGCUAACUAAUGUCAGUUCUGACCCAUGUCUGAGGCACCUGUCAAACUUUUGAAACCAAAACUGCUUGGGUUUUGGAUCUAACAGUGGACUUGUGAGAACCUCUAGUUCAAAUCAGAAGGCCAAACAAAGUCCCUUUCAAGGAAAGACACUCAGCGUCAUGUGCUAAUUUCAGUUAUCUGAGACCAAGUUCAAUCUCUCUGAAUGGGGAAAUCCUGAAAUCUCAAAAACAGCUUGCCACAUUAACAUUUCAAUAAUAUAUUUCAAAUCAGAAACAAUAAAUCCAAAAAUAGAAAUGUUCUUUUUAUGCUCAAAUAGAAAAUAGUUUUUAGAAUGUAUUUCAGUGACUUUCAGUGAGAGUAUUUCAGUCAUUUUCAAUGACUACCAAAAUCAUUGUAGAGAAUGGCCUUUUAUUUCUAAAUUAUGUUUUUGGUGUAAAAAUCCUAUUAACAUUAGGAAACAUUAAAAAAUAUUAUUCUGCAAUAUGAAAAACGCAGUUCAUGACCCUUUUAAGUACUACAUGGAGUACUAUUGAUCAUUAACUGAUGGAGAUACAUUAUCUGACCAUUUGAAUAUUUUUAUCUCAAUCAGUCGUCACUCAUUUUUACUUGAUUAUUUGGAGUAUUAAUCUAUCUUUGAAGAAAGUGGUCCACAAACAACAUUGAUUUAAGUCUGCAAAACUAUUCAUGAUAUCAGCCUGCACUCAGGAGUUUGUCCAAUCAAAUGCUCGAGAAGGUUUUUUUGUUUUCAGUCCUACGGCAUCCAAUACUGCCACAUUGCAAGAACUCGGCUCAUCACUACACAGAUGAACGAGCUUGAAUUCAAUGCUUUCAAUGGGAAACCUUUAUGGUCAUAAGGUAAUCCAAGGUAAUAUAAAAUGGCACAACUAUGAGUGUGAUACGAACAACAGUGGAGUGUUAUAAAAAACAAAAAAUCCCAACCCUCCUUUAAAAAUUUGAAAAUGUCACUUUAUAACUACUAACGAACGAAUGCUGAGUUGCUUCAUUAAAGUUAAAAGCUUAUUGAAUUAUAUACAGUAGAGUAUUAUGAGACAGAGUGAGUGAUUACCUGCAUCUGAACUGAAACAGCAUUCAUUCUUCGGCUCAGUCUCAUAUAGUUAAAAAGUUUGUUUUAUUGUCCACUGAGAAAAGCGUGUCAAAAUCACCAUCACUAACACACAGCCUGUUUCUCAAUAUCUAAUACUACCAUUAAAUGCUACUAUUAUUUAUAUAAAAUAUUAUUUAUUGAACAAUAAUAGCCAUUAUGAAGGUAUAAGAAGUUUGUACAGCAGGAAAUAAACGCAAGUAAACAGUCUUGCAA
Messenger RNA from Onychostoma macrolepis, 4116 nucleotides. It is a transcript of the gene lmcd1, whose product is annotated as LIM and cysteine-rich domains 1. Gene Ontology annotation, molecular function: zinc ion binding. Bases 204 to 1235 code for a protein of 343 amino acids. The record is from RefSeq and is a predicted model, not a curated record. NCBI's taxonomy places the organism in Eukaryota, Metazoa, Chordata, Actinopteri, Cypriniformes, Cyprinidae. The transcript has 6 exons.